AUGGUGUACAGAGGCCUUGUGGUGCCUAUCAUUGUCAUGAGUGUUUUCUGGGGGGUGGUCGGCGGUGUCUCGCUGUGGCUAGUGCUCAAGGGGCCUAACCGGGGUAUUAUCAACACAAUGCUGGUGACACGUGCGGUCUGCUGCUACCUCUUCCGGCUAAUUGCAAUCCUGGCUCAUCUGAACCCUCUCUUUGGGCUGCAGCUAAAAAGAGAUAUAGUCUUGUAUCUAAAGGAGCACUGGACUUAA
This is a messenger RNA of Elgaria multicarinata webbii, 246 nucleotides long. RefSeq names its product V-type proton ATPase subunit e 1-like. Lineage: Eukaryota; Metazoa; Chordata; Lepidosauria; Squamata; Anguidae. The coding region runs from base 1 to 246 and encodes 81 amino acids. Gene Ontology annotation, cellular component: proton-transporting V-type ATPase, V0 domain. Gene Ontology annotation, biological process: proton transmembrane transport. Gene Ontology annotation, molecular function: proton-transporting ATPase activity, rotational mechanism. The record is from RefSeq and is a predicted model, not a curated record. The transcript has a single exon.